Molecule: messenger RNA, 507 nt
Organism: Fraxinus pennsylvanica
Lineage: Eukaryota; Viridiplantae; Streptophyta; Magnoliopsida; Lamiales; Oleaceae
Source: the annotation of a GenBank genome assembly
AUGAAUGGUGGCUCCUCCAAUUCGGCCGGUGGGGCCGGCGAUGGAGCAUCCAAAUUGCUCGCUAACCUGCCCUCUCGCGGCCUCUUGUCCGCCCAUGUAGUUUCAUCAAACAUGGGUGGGAUGCGGGUCUAUAUUUGCGAUCAUGACACAUCACCUCCAGAGGAUCAGUUUAUCAAGACAAACCAAACCAAUAUAUUGAUUAGGUCUCUUACGCUUAAGAAUCAGAAGAGCGAUUCCUUUAAGAAAGAUGCGAAGGGUAGUACUUCAAAUCAAGUCUCCAAGAAAAGGGCUUCCGAUAGAGCUUUGGAGAGCAAGGCUGCUGGUAAGAGGGCCAUGUCCAGCACCCGGCUUGGUUCCAAUCAAGAGAGAUCACAAUCGAGUGUGCCCGACAAAGAUCUGCAAAGUUUGACUGUAGAGAAACUCCGUGCUCUUCUGAAGGAGAAAGGUCUUAUGCUGAAAGGCAAAAAGGAUGAUUUGAUUGCACGCUUGAGAGGUGCAAAUGGCUAG